AGUUUUCACGCUUCAGAUCCUAUUCUCUCUCUCUAUCUCUCUGUGGAAGUCUCAUGGUCGCCGAUCGGUGAAAAUUUUCCUGGCGAAGGUGGCGAUGACCAUGGUCCGCGAUCUAUCUUUAUUUCUCUUCAAGGGUUUGUCCUGAUUAUUCCUCUGAUGAGUCCAGUUUAUCUUCUUCUUUCUCUCUAUUCAUUCUCUGUCGUCUGCUUUUCUAGGAAAAAAAGAUUGAAACUUGUUGCAAUUUAGCCCAAUAGGGCUGCAUCUCCACUCUCAAAAUUUACUUGUUUUGUGGGAGCAAUAACACAUUAUUGUUGAAAUAUUGUUCCUGAAAGUUUUCAUGAAUUUAUCCAUUUCUCUUUUAGUUACUGAAAUUGGGGUUUACUAAGUCUGUGUUCUUUGCAAUCUGUGUGUUCAAUGGGUUUUGAUUGUCAAAAUUUGGCUUUGGGUGAGAAAAUACAUUAGUGUCAUUGAUUGCAAGAGUGAUUUACUGGGUACAUAAUCUAAACAUGGUGUGUUUGAUAGCUUUUUGUAAUCUAAAAAUUGUGUUUUUUUAUAUCAUUGAUAAGAAGGCUAUUAGGAAACGAAGGAUUUCAAACACAAUAGUGAGUAUGUAAUCGGUUAUCUUUGGUUGUGGUCUAAGAGGUUUCAUUUUGUAAAUUUAGUAGAAAUGAUGCUAGAUAGAUGUAUGUUAUUCUUCUUCUAUAAUCCACAAUUUAAGCUUAAUUUUUUUAUGUCUUUGCUUGCAGUGGCAUACCCAGAAAUUUUGUCAAGGGGGUACUACGGUUGAAAGGUUCAAGGGACUAAGGUUGAAGGUAAUAUUAUUUAGAUUUUGGAGGGACUAAGGUUGAUGGUAAUAUUAUUUACAUUUUGGAAACGGUUGAAAGGUUCAAGGGACUAAAGCUGAAGGUAAUAUUAUUUAGAUUUUGGAGGGACUAAGGUUGAUGGUAAUAUUAUUUAGAUUUUGGAGGGACUAAGGUCAAACUAUCAGGAUUGUGCAGGGGCUACUAAUGUUACUUCUUUUGUAAAUACCAAAAAAUGCUUUGGGUUAGGGUAAAUAUUGUCAAAUUUCGUGCCACCCUUGGUUCUGCCAUAUAUGAAUGAUUCACUGGUUACUUAAUCUAAAACUCCCAUAUUUGAUAGUAUUGAUAGUGAGGCUCUUUGAAACAAUUUCAACACAAGAGUAUCUUUAUAUUCCAUUAACCUUUAUUUGUUGUAUGAAAGGUUUAAUUUUGGAGAUUUAUUAGAAAUAGGUGGUAGAUGGAUGUUUGUUAUUUAUCUUGUAUAAUUCGCAAUUUAAGCUUUAAUUUCUGAAUGACUACCCUUGCUGGGGUGGACUCUGAAAUUUUGCAUAGCGUUAGUGUUAAUACCUAAAAUUUCCUACCACCCCUUGGUUCCGCCAUUGUAUCCUUGUAAUUUGUUCUUAAUUCUUGAAUCACUACCCACCUUAUAAAAAUUUCUGGAUCAGUUACCAUGACACAAGCAGGGGCGGAUCCAUCUGUCUAGUGUGGUCAAAAUUUUACGAUGAAGAAAUGGCGAAUGACAGAGGGUGGUCACAAGAGACGGAUAGGGAGAGAGAGAUGAGAAGUAAUUUGAAGGGAAUAAAGAGGCAGAAGAGAGUGAACCCUAUUUAAGAGUAAAAAUGUUCUCCAAGCUCCAACUCAUCGUCUGAAACCCUCUAUUUGAGAGGAUCAAUUUCAUCCUACAGAUAGAGGAUGGAUGAAGUUUUAGAGGACUGCUUUAUCUUACUAUUCAAUUCUCCAAAUUCCUACUUUAUCCGCACGAAAGAGUCUACCUAUGAUGACGUGGUAACUCUUGUAAAGUUUCAUUUGAAGGGAUGACUCAUCAUUCUCAGAGAAAACAAAUUCCUCUCCAAACUCAUCUGCAAUAGUCUUUGCCUGCUUUAACUGGGACCUUAUGGGACAGAUAGAGAGAGAUAUAGCUACGAUCCAGAAGUAGAGGAAAUUGUUGAUUGGAAGUUCGUAAUAGAUCAAUCACAUUAGUUGAAAAGAAAUGGAUGGGACAAUCGAAGGCAUUGAUUGGACAUCGCAGUUGCCAGAAGAAUCCCUCCAUCAAAUACUAUCUUGCCUCUUCACAAAGGAAGCGGCUAGAACUAGUGUUUUGUCCAAGACAUGGCUACGAGCUUGGUCUACGUAUCCCAACUUGGAUUUUGUCGAAAGCUACUUCAUGAAAGAAUCCCUUUCUAAGUGUUCGGAUGCAGAUUUAAAAGGGAAAGAUGAUCCAAAGAUUCGGGAAACGAAAGAGAAGUUCUUGCACUAUGUGGACAAAACCAUGCUAAGAUAUCACAAGGAGAGGACACCAAUCAACAAAUUCAGGCUUCAUAUAACCAGUGUCUAUCCAACAUGGGCUUCUAUUAUUGACAAGUGGAUUGAAAUUCUGGUUCAAAAACACGUCGAUGAGCUAGAACUCCAUUUAUCAGAUUACGCUUUCCUUGGGUCUUUAUUAAAGAAGCACCCAUGUAAUGGAAUCAUCAAGUGUUACCCCUUGCAAAUGCUUGGUCUCAAGAAAGUCUGUAUCAAUGAAGAGGAGAUUCAAGACAUAUUCUCUAGAUGCCCUUUAAUUAAGGAAUUGGGUCUUAUUGACUGUCGUGGGUUGAAAAAGUUGCAUGUGGCUAAUCUUCAUAAUCUGAAGAUAGUUCAUGUCAAGAAUAUUGACGAAGUAGAGAUCAGGGCAGCACCAAAUCUUGAAUCUUUCAACUAUGUUGUUACCAAUGGUCUCCCUUGGAUGUUCAACAUUGAUUCAUCUCCACAUCUUAAAGAUCUUAUGCUUAUGGGAUUGGGCAUCACUGACAGAUUUUUCCACGAUCUUAUCGCUAGAUUUCCUUUGCUCGAGAAGUUAGAACUGAGGUUUUGUCAUGAGAUAAAAAGGAUCAACAUAUCAAGUCGUAUUCUCAAGAGCUUUGUUCUGAGGUAUUGUCGGAAGUUGGUGGAGGCAAAGAUUGAUGCUCCAAAUCUACUUUCAGUUAAGUACGAUAUAAUGCCCUCUUUAUCUAUUACUACUACCACUUCUCCCCAGAAAUGGGAGCCCAUUGAUAAUUUUCUUGGAGGUAUAACUGGUCUUUCGUCUUUCAUUUGGUUGAGAGAGUUUAUCAUGAGUUUUAAUCAGUCGGUAACUUUGGGAUUUAAUGUGUUUGACUGGCCUGAAAAGAAGAGGUUGAAGUAUGUAGACUUGAAAAGAAUGCCUCUCAUUGAUCAGGUACCUGUAAUAGAGCAUUUGAAGCUGAGCGUAUUUUCUGAUUUAAGGUUGUGUUAUGAAUCUCUUGUGGAUAGCUUGUUCUGGAGUUGUCAUCCUAGGAAGCUGUCUAUAGUGUCAAUUAAGUUAAACAAAACAUUGAUAGAGAAACUGUGUGAGAUGCUGAUGGAGAGAGAAGAUGAUCCUUGCUGCUGCAGUUCUAGUGAUAGCAAAUGCUGGCGACAUCAUUUGAAAAAUGUGGAGAUUGGGCGCUUUGAACUGAAGAAUAAAGUUGAGAGACCUCUUCACUUGAAAAGUUCAUCAGAUUUAUUUCCUUCUCUUGGAGAACACCAGGGGGUUUAUUUUAAAUUAAAGUGGUGAGUUGGAAUGGAGCUCAGCUUUUGGACACUUUGAGGUGUUGAUCAAGAUUGAGGAAAAUGAAAGUGAUCGAGCGGGAUCGCAGCGGAAUAAAUUAUGCUUAAAGAAAAGAAAAAAUUGUGUUUGUAUCAUGAUUAGUAGUCGGGUAGAAUAAGAUAUUUCUUGCUUGGUUAUCAAAAGAAAAGGUAGAACAUGAUUUCUUCUAUCUGUGUUUGGUGAAAUGAUAGAAGAGAGACGAUGCUUCAACUUUCAUUUUGAAUUAAGCAGUGAUUUGAUACAGUAAUAUUUUUAUUUUUAUUUUUAGGUAACUACUGUAAUAUAAUUGGCAUGAUGUCUUUCGUGAGUCCCUUGAGUUUAAAAUUAAUUGUGUCUGAAUCAUGGAACUGUUACAGGAAAUAAGGUUCAUUUAGCUGCUUUA
Messenger RNA from Rhododendron vialii, 3985 nucleotides. RefSeq names its product FBD-associated F-box protein At3g52670-like. Lineage: Eukaryota; Viridiplantae; Streptophyta; Magnoliopsida; Ericales; Ericaceae. Bases 2011 to 3570 code for a protein of 519 amino acids. The transcript has 3 exons. Gene Ontology annotation, molecular function: protein binding. The record is from RefSeq and is a predicted model, not a curated record.